Hypoxylon fragiforme is the source of this 4403-nucleotide messenger RNA. RefSeq lists its product as uncharacterized. Gene Ontology annotation, molecular function: diacylglycerol-dependent serine/threonine kinase activity; ATP binding. The record is from RefSeq and is a predicted model, not a curated record. Gene Ontology annotation, biological process: fungal-type cell wall biogenesis; signal transduction; protein phosphorylation. The coding region runs from base 291 to 3794 and encodes 1167 amino acids. The transcript has 7 exons. NCBI's taxonomy places the organism in Eukaryota, Fungi, Ascomycota, Sordariomycetes, Xylariales, Hypoxylaceae.
GUCUUGUUCCUUGGGUAGUCAGUCAGUAAGAAGUAGUAGCAGUAGCAGUACUAGUUGGUAUCUAGGUCUCUAUCUAUCUACUACCCUGCCCUGAUACCUGCUACCUACAUACAACUUGCACUUGUACCUACUUUUAGAGAUAGCUUGCUCCAGAUUUUAUCUCGGAUCGCCCGCAUUUCUCCAGACCUCUCCUCCCACUUCUUCCUCCACUCACAAAGCUAUACUACCACAACAACAAAAAAGUCUUAUCACCGGCCCCGCGCGUGACGACGCGCAACCUACCGCCCAAGAUGAACGACAACGACGAUGCCAUGGCCAAUAUCUACAAAAAGAUUGAGCGCGAGAAAGCUCUAAUUAAUGCUGCCAAUUCUAUGCGACAGCAGACCAACAAUGACGAUGUCAGAUCCCGGCUUGAUAGCCAGAUGCGAGAGGGCCGUCGUAACAUCCAGUUCUUUGAGGAGAAGCUUCGCGAUUUACAGAUGAAGCGUCUAGGGCAAGGCGUUGACAGUAUGAGUAUUGGACCAGCCUCUCCCUCAAGCAGCUCGGCUCGUCCUACUAGUGGGGACAUGCGUAGCGAUACUGCCGAGGGAGCACCAGCACUCCCACCCAAGGAUACUGGCGGCUUUUCAGGAGAUAGAGGCUCCUAUGGUUCAUUACCUUACAGCCAGAUUGGUGGUCACGGUGACUUGAUGCCGCCGCGACAUCCAUUUCCACCUCCGGGACCAACCUCGUCUGCUCCGAAAAUGAGGCCGAACUUCACCAAGUUAGAUCUGAUAAAAUACGACACUCCUUACCUCGGUCCUCGAAUUCAGCUCAUGCUGUCCCAAAUUCAAUUCAAACUCAACGUUGAAGAGCAAUAUCUCAAGGGUGUGGAAAAGAUGGUUCAACUCUACAGCAUGGAGGGCGACCGCAAAAGCAAAGCCGACGCCGCAGCUAGGAGAGUUGAGAGUAAGCAGAAGAUUCAUCUCUUGAAGCAGGCACUCAAGAGAUAUGAAGAGCUGCAUAUAGACGACCUAGACACGGCCGAUUCCCCUGACGAUGACAGCAUCAACAUGCCCAAUCUGCGCAAACCGCUAACUGGACAGCUUUCGAUUCGGGUCGUCCAAGUCAGGGAUGUCGAUCACGCAAGUACCGGUCGAUUUUCUCGGGGUCCGGAAACAUUCGUCGCCGUCAAGGUAGAAGAUAACGUUGUUGCACGGACAAAAGUCUCACGUACCGACCGGUGGGAAGCGGAGUAUCACAUGAUUGAAGUCGACAAGGCGAACGAAAUAGAGCUCACGGUGUAUGAUAAGCCGGCCGAGCAUGCUUUGCCUAUCGCGAUGCUGUGGGUGCGAAUAUCGGAUAUCGUAGAGGAGAUGCGGCGAAAGAGAAUCGAGGCUGAGGUUAAUAACUCCGGCUGGGUAUCUGCAGAUAGGAUGGGAGGGCCCGGCGCACCCCCUCCCCAGUUCCCAAUGGAUCCGCAACAGGCGCCGGUUGCUACGGUUGGUGCAGCUGGGCCUACAUCUCCCGGUCUCGCCGGCCCAGGCGCGCAAUUUGGCCCUUCGGCAGUGCCUCAAGUUACAUCGCAGCCAAUUGAUGCGUGGUUCAAUCUAGAGCCUACUGGCUCAAUCCACUUAUCCAUGAACUUUAUGAAGCAGAAUAAGGAUCGACGACCUGUUGAUUUGGGACUUGGACGAAAGGGUGCUAUUCGUCAACGCAAGGAGGAAGUGCACGAGAUGUACGGACACAAGUUCGUGCAGCACCAGUUCUACAACAUCAUGCGUUGCGCCCUAUGCGGUGACUUUCUCAAGUAUUCCGCAGGUAUGCAGUGCGAGGACUGCAAAUACACCUGCCAUACGAAGUGUUAUCCGAGUGUCGUUACGAAGUGUAUUAGCAAGAGCAACGCCGAAACGGACCCGGACGAGGAGAAAAUCAACCACCGGAUCCCACACAGGUUUACGCCAUUUUCAAACGUUACUGCGAACUGGUGUUGCCAUUGUGGUUACAUAUUGCCUUUUGGAAAGAAGAAUUGCAGGAAAUGUGCUGAAUGCGGACUUACGGCCCACGCCCAAUGCGUACAUCUUGUGCCAGAUUUCUGUGGUAUGAGUAUGGCUGUUGCCAACCAGAUCCUUGAAGGCAUCAGGUCAUCAAAACAGCGUCAACAGAAGACAACUUCAUUGAGCGAGAAGACUCUGAGACAGGGCAAGAUGAGCCCCUCGAGUACUUCGUCAGGACCCAUGUCACCCUAUAGUACUCAUGGGGCAUCCUCUUACCAGCCUAGUGUCGCUUCUCAAGAGGCUACCGAAGCUGCUAAAGCGAUGUAUGCUAGUCAGUCAUCCCCAUCGAGACCACUACACCCUGAUCGAACUUCAUCCGGUUCGAGCGCUGCCGCAGCGGCGGCGGCAACAGCAGCAAUGAGCGGUUCUAUUGCCUCCCAGUCAGGUCGUCCAGGUCAGAGUCCGGACUACCCGUCUGGGAGAGUAAGUGGCUAUGGCGGGCCUUUGGAAGCUCAAGAAGACCCCUACGCCGCCAAUCAAGGCCACAAUAUGCCCUCGCAACCGAAAUACAACCCAGCGGCUUACGCGAACAUUGCCAACUACCCUCCAAGCCAGCCACAAAUGGCAGCACAACCGCAACGUCCAGUGCAGCAAUCCCAGUCCCCACCACCCCAAUUGCAACAGCAAAUGUACCCCCCUGUUGCGCCGGUCUCGAAGCCAUCAUCAGUCCAAGAAACCCCUUCAUUAACAUCUAGCACUACUCUACCACCCCCCUCAAGAAAGCCGCUGCCUUCUGCAACCGACCCCGGAACAGGGGCACGUAUUGGGUUGGACCAUUUCAAUUUCCUUGCUGUCCUUGGUAAGGGUAACUUCGGUAAAGUCAUGCUGGCUGAAACCAAGAAGUCCAGGCGUCUUUAUGCUAUUAAGGUUCUCAAGAAGGAAUUCAUCAUCGAGAACGAUGAAGUCGAAAGCAUUCGAUCCGAGAAGCGAGUGUUCCUUAUUGCGAAUAGGGAACGCCAUCCGUUCCUUACCAACCUACACGCCUGCUUCCAAACCGAAACGAGAGUGUACUUUGUCAUGGAGUACGUUAGUGGUGGCGACUUGAUGCUUCACAUUCAACGUAGUCAAUUCAGCACGAAACGCGCACAAUUCUAUGCCGCCGAAGUCUGCUUAGCGCUUAAAUAUUUCCACGAGAAUGGUGUCAUCUACCGUGAUCUUAAGCUUGACAACAUCCUCCUCACUCUGGACGGUCAUAUCAAAAUCGCCGAUUACGGUUUAUGCAAAGAGGAUAUGUGGUAUGGCUCGACAACGAGCACCUUCUGUGGUACACCUGAAUUCAUGGCUCCUGAGAUUUUACUAGACAAAAAAUACGGUAGAGCUGUAGAUUGGUGGGCUUUUGGAGUUCUGAUAUACCAGAUGCUUCUGCAGCAAUCACCAUUCCGAGGUGAAGAUGAGGACGAGAUCUACGACGCGAUUCUUGCGGAUGAGCCGCUCUAUCCUAUCCAUAUGCCUAGAGAAUCGGUUUCGAUUCUCCAGAAGCUCCUCACGAGAGACCCAGAUCAACGACUAGGAAGCGGGCCAACUGAUGCUCAAGAGGUUAUGAGUCAGCCCUUUUUCAGGAACAUUGUGUGGGAUGAUAUCUACAACAAGAGAGUACAGCCUCCAUUCAUGCCCCAAAUCAAGAGUGCAACGGAUACCAGCAACUUCGAUUCCGAAUUCACAAGCGUUACGCCUGUACUUACCCCAGUACAAUCAGUGCUCUCUCAAGGAAUGCAAGAGCAGUUCCGCGGCUUCUCUUAUACUGCGGAUUUUGACUAGAAGCCAAGAUUGGAAUCCAGGACUCGUUGAGAUUGACUGCACAGUAUUAGCAAAACCACUAUGAGAUAAGGGGAAAAUUUCGAUCGUUUGACUGAGCUAUAGGAUCCAUGAUAUUGGACGAGGUUGAUAUCCCAGUUCGAGGAGGCAUUGGUGAAAGAGAGAAAUGUUCACCAGAGGCUCGAGUUCCACCCAAGCCACGGAGACACGCGUCGGGGGCGUUUCGUGAGAAGUCAUUCGCUGGGCGAAUCCUCCAAAAAGCAGAAGUAGGCUAUAGUCAGGGAAACACCUUUUUUUUUUUUAGAAUCUGUCGAGGAGUAGCUAUCAGAUGAUACCGUACAGUUUACCCCCGGCGUACAGUAGUAGUUCGCCCCUUUAAUUAGACCCCGCGGAUAAUACAACAAUCACCCUUCCCCUUUCUUUUUCCUUCUUGCCGGCCUUCACUUGCACUUACCUACCUUCCUUCCUACCUACUCACCUACACUAAGCGUCCGUCUACUGCCAUGGGUAGAUAUUAAUUAGGCACCUGGUCGAGUACCUAGGUAAGGUAGGUAGGUAGGUACAUGUAGUUAGUGCGUCGAUCGAUCGAUAGCGAAAAGACUUUUGGGUAUC